CUGUGGCUCACCUAGCAGCAGCAGCAGCGGCAGCGGUCUGCAUGUGGGCACGAGCCGGAGCUGAAGCAGCUGGGCCGAACUGCGCAGAGAUGCGGCGCACGUAGACGCGACAUGCGGACACACCGCCUCACCUCCCCGCUAAUAUCAUGGUUUAAAACACUGUUAAGAUAAUUUGUGUGUUUGUUUUUGACAUGGCGGCGCUGAAGUCGAGGUGAGGAGCAGCUCCGUUGCUCGGUCCGCUCGCCUGCCGGGGAGUGCGCACUUUUUUCUCGCUCUUUUGCUAAGGCAAGGAGCCAACACAGAUAAAUCCGCUGUUUUUGCUCUCUUUAUCGUGUAAGGAAUCAUGUCGACGGGGCAGGAUGAAAGCUCAGUCCGUGUGGCACUGAGGAUUCGUCCUCAGCUGGCCAGGGAGAAGAUAGAGGGAUGUCACAUCUGUACGUAUGUGAUGCCCGGGGAGCCUCAGGUGAUCCUGGGGAAGGACAAGUCCUUCACCUACGACUACAUGUUUGACAUGGACUCCCAGCAGGACAACAUCUACACCACCUGCACGGAGAAGCUGAUCGAGGGCUGCUUUGAGGGCUACAACGCCACCGUCUUUGCAUACGGACAGACGGGCUCAGGAAAGACCUACACGAUGGGGACGGGUUUCGAUGUCAACAUCACAGAUGAGGAGCUGGGUAUCAUUCCCCGUGCAGUCCACCAUCUCUUCAAGGGCAUUGAGGAGCGCCGACAGGCCGCCCAGGAGCAGGGACGCCCCGUACCUGAAUUUAAGAUCAACGCCCAAUUCCUCGAGCUUUACAACGAGGAAGUUCUGGACCUGUUUGACUCCGCACGAGACAUGAAGCAGAAAUCUCACAUCAAGAUCCAUGAAGAUGCAAAUGGGGGAAUCUACACAGUGGGAGUGACCACACGGACCGUAUCCUCCGAGGCUGAGAUGAUGCAGUGCCUGAAGCUCGGGGCUCUGUCUCGCACCACAGCCAGCACUCAGAUGAACGUCCAGAGCUCUCGAUCCCACGCCAUCUUCACCAUCCACCUGUGCCAAGUUCGCGUCUGUGCCUCCGACAAUCAAGAAAGUGAGACUGACAACAGAGUCUCCAACGGAAACUCUGAGAUGGAUGAGUAUGAGACGCUGACAGCCAAGUUCCACUUUGUGGAUCUGGCUGGUUCUGAGAGGCUGAAGAGAACUGGAGCGACAGGCGAUCGAGCCAAAGAGGGCAUCUCCAUCAACUGUGGACUGCUCGCUCUGGGGAAUGUAAUCAGUGCUUUGGGUGACCGCAGCAAGCGGUCCUCACAUGUGCCUUACAGAGACUCCAAACUCACCCGGCUUUUACAGGACUCAUUAGGAGGAAACAGCCAAACAGUGAUGAUUGCCUGCAUCAGCCCGUCUGACCGGGACUUCAUGGAAACGCUGAACACGUUAAAAUACGCCAACCGAGCAAGAAACAUCAAGAACAAGGUGAUGGUGAACCAGGACAAGGCCAGCCAGCAGAUCAGCGCUCUGAGGACAGAGAUUGCUCGACUACAGAUGGAGCUGAUGGAGUACAAAACGGGUAAACGCUUGAUGGGUGAGGAUGGCGUGGAGAGCUUUAGCGACAUGUUCCAUGAGAACUCCAUGCUGCAGACGGAGAACAGCAACCUGAGGGUGAGAGUGAAGGCCAUGCAGGAGACCAUCGAUGCCCAAAGGGCGCGGCUCACCCAGAUGCUCAGUGACCAGGCCAACCAGGUCAUCGCCAGGGCAGGUGAAGGUGGAACUGAAGAAAUUGGGAACAUGAUUCAGGGUUACAUCAAAGAGAUUGAAGACCUCAGAGCCAAACUCCUGGAGAGUGAAGCUGUGAACGAGAAUCUGAGAAAGAAUCUGUCUCGUGCCUCCAACCGUCAGUCAUUGUACGGAGGGCCCAGCUCCUUUUCCUCCACGCUGCUGGCCCCCGAGAAGGAGACUUCUGACAUCAUUGAACUCGCCAAGAAAGACCUGGAGAAACUGAAGAAACGGGAAAAGAAGAAAAAGAAAAGACUCCAGCAGCUGUUGGAGGAGAGAGAGAGGGAGGAAAGGGAGGAGGUGGUGGAUGAGGUUGAUGACGUCAGUGCCAACAAGGAGGAAGUCCCUGACAACGAGCAAGAAAAGGGCACAGAGAAGGAAAUGACAGAGCGAGUCAACGAGGAAGCAGAAAUGGAGGUCCAGGAAGGCAGUGACCAUGACGAAGGAGAGGAGGAAGAGGAGGAGGAGGAGGAGGAGAUGGACGUGGAGGAGAGCUCAGAUGAUUCUGACUCAGAGUCGGACGAAAAAGAGAACUUCCAGGCCGAUCUGGCCAACAUCACCUGCGAGAUCGCCAUCAAGCAGAAGCUGAUCGACGAGUUGGAGAACAGCCAGCGGCGUCUGCACACGCUCAAACAGCAGUACGAGCAGAAGCUGAUGAUGCUGCAGUGCAAGAUCAGGGACACCCAGCUGGAGAGGGACCGCGUCCUCCAAAACAUGAACACAGUCGAAAGCGGCACAGACGACAAGGCUCGCAAGAUAAAGGCUGAAUACGAAAAGAAGCUGAGCGUCAUGAACAAGGAGCUUCAGAAGCUUCAGUCAGCUCAGAAGGAGCACGCCCGCCUGCUGAAGAACCAGUCGCAGUACGAGAAACAACUGAGGAAGCUUCAGAUGGACGUGGCGGAAAUGAAGAAGACAAAGGUCCGUCUCAUGAAGCAGAUGAAGGAGCAGCAGGAAAAAAACAGGAUGAACGAGUCUCGCCGAAACCGAGAAAUUGCUUCCCUAAAGAAAGACCAGCGCAAGCAAGAGCACCAACUGAAGUUACUUGAGGCUCAGAAAAGGCAGCAGGAGCUGAUUCUGAGGAGAAAGACUGAGGAGGUGACGGCUCUAAGGAGGCAGGCCAGGCCGACCUCAGGUAAGGUCGUCAGGAAGAUCAAUCUGCCAGAACCGAUGCAGGACCACAGACCUCCAUCUGGACGCUUGUACUCCUCCGGCAACACUGCUCCCAAUGGCACUCGAUUUUCCUACAGGCGUACAGUAGGUAUUUACUCCACCAGGAUCGCACGCAAUAAAUGGCAAUCUCUGGAGCGCCGGAUCACUGACGUCAUCAUGCAGAGGAUGACCAUCUCCAACAUGGAAGCAGACAUGAAUCGCCUCCUCAAGCAACGUGAGGAGCUGACGAAGCGUAAAGAGAAGGUCAUCCGGAAGAGGGACCGGCUGGUCAGGGAGGGACCAGAGGCAGAGAAGGCCGUGCUUCCCCUCAACGAGGAAGUAGAUGCGUUGACGGCAAACAUCGAUUACAUAAAUGACAGCAUUGCAGACUGUCAGGCCAACAUCAUGCAGAUGGAGGAAACCAAGGAGGAAGGCGACACAGUGGACAUCUCUGCAGUGAUUGGUUCCUGCACCCUGACAGAAGCCCGUUUUCUGUUAGAUCACUUUAUGUCAAUGGCUAUCAAUAAGGGUCUUCAGGCAGCCCAGAGGGAGUCCCAAGUGAAGGUGAUGGAGGGCCGGCUGAAGCAGACAGAAAUCACCAGCGCCACACAGAACCAGCUGCUCUUUCACAUGCUGAAGGAGAAGGCCGAGUUCAACCCAGAGCUGGACGCGCUGCUGGGAAACGCCCUUCAAGAGCUAGGUAACAUUCCAGCUGAAAACGGAGAUGACAGCAGCAGUGAUGAGUCUGCACAGAGCCCUUCUGCAGAGGGAAACACCUUGACAUCAGAUCUCAUGAAACUCUGUGGAGAUACCAAAACAAGAAAUAAGGCUCGUAGGAGGACCACCACUCAGAUGGAGUUGCUAUACGCAAACAGUGACUCCGCCCCCGAUGCACCCACUGCAGACUUCUCCGGUCCAAUGCUGCCGUUAGCUGAAACACCAGAUGGGGGAGGAGACAUGGACGCGUCAGGCUCAUCAGUCAGGGACUACACAGCUCUUUCCCCCGGCUUUUCCUCUAAAAUGGGCAGCAUUUCUGGCUCCAGACCUUCGUCAGGGGUGGAAAAACGAGCACCGGAGCCUUCGCCGCUCUCUCGCAGGAAGACCUAUGACAAGGCACAAGCAGCGGCCGACAAGGCAAAGGUCAAGGAUAUUAAACAGGGCAUCAUUAACCCAGUGCCGGCCACUAAAAGCAGUCGGUCAGCGACGUUGCAGUGCGUCCACGUGGCGGAGGGACACAGUAAGGCUGUUCUGUGUGUCGACUGCACUGAUGACCUUCUCUUCACCGGAUCCAAAGACCGGACCUGUAAGGUGUGGAACCUGGUGACGGGUCAGGAGAUAAUGUCCCUGGCUGGUCACCCCAACAACGUGGUCUCAGUCCGCUACAGCUCCAGUUUGGUCUUCACCGUCUCCACCUCCUACAUCAAAGUCUGGGACAUCCGGGACUCGGCCAAGUGCAUCCGCGUACUUACGUCAUCUGGUCAGGUUAAUGUUGGGGACAUCGGUGCGUCCAACACCAGCCGGACAGUCACCAUCCCAGCAGGAGAGAACCAAAUCAACCAGAUCGCUCUCAACCCCAAUGGGACGGUUCUGUACGCUGCUGCCGGAAACUCAGUCAGAGUCUGGGAUCUGCGAAGAUUUGCAUCCACAGGGAAACUUACCGGUCACCUGGGUCCAGUGAUGUGUCUGACUGUGGAUCAGUCCGGAAACAACCAAGACCUGGUGAUCACCGGGUCCAAAGACCAUUACAUCAAGCUGUUUGAUGUGACUGAAGGCUCUCUGGGGAGCAUCGGCCCCACACACAACUUUGAACCUCCCCAUUACGACGGCAUCGAGUCCUUGGUGAUCCAGGGGGACAUUUUCUUCAGUGGCUCUCGAGACAACGGCAUCAAAAAGUGGGACCUGGACCGGAAAGACCUGUUGCAGCAAGUCCCGAAUGCGCACCGUGACUGGGUUUGUGCGCUAGGCGUCGUCCCCGGGUCCCCGGCCCUGCUGAGCGGCUGCAGAGGCGGGGUGCUUAAGCUGUGGCACACAGACACACUGGGGACUCUGGGGGAACUGAAGGGCCAUGAGAGCCCCAUAAACGCCAUCUCCACCAACAGCAGCCAUCUGUUCACUGCCUCCGAUGACCGGACUGUGAAGAUCUGGCGUGCACGUGGUGGACUGGACAGCACUUUAGAGGCGGUUGACAAUGUGGACGAGGUGGCCAGUAACUGAACACACUGAAAGGACACUAACAGCAUCUUAUGAUGCUGCUGCCCUGCACUUUGACCCUUAACUUUUCAAGCCUAACGCUGACUCCUAAAACAUAUACCUUCCAUGCCAUGUAACCUUUGUGACUGAGCCAACAGGAAAGUAAUCUCAUCUCAGCAGAACUAGCACAAUCACUCUUUCGUUAGACUCUGUUUGCUCAGAGCGUCGUGCUAAUCAGUUUUACUUCAUUGUAUUGGUAAUGACUCUUUGCAGCAUCUUUUUCUCCUCCGCGCUGUAGAUGAUACGUCACCGUGAGUGAAGAUAGGAACUUGUACCUGUAAGACGUUCAUUUAAGAGUUGAACACAAAAAACAGACUCAUAGAGAGUAUUUCAGCUGCAGAGCUCUUUUCAGCUCUGUGCCAGGAUAAAGUACACCUGCAGACACACGCUUAACCAAGAAAAGGUUAGCAGUGUUAGAUUAGAAGAAAAUAGACAAGACGUAGAGUGUUAGAGUAGAAAUGUGUGGCAGAGCUAACGGGUUGGUAGCUGGUCUUCACAACCCCAGUUCUCCAGUUUCUUGGGAUUGUUUGGAUUGUUUCUCUGUACUUGAAGCAGAGCCAUUGCCCCUGUGCUCCACCCCCAUCCCCCACCCCCCACACACAAUUAAAAAAGUGGCUUUACUGUAUGUGAAAAAGACAAAUCACUUUUCCCCUUAACUUCCCUCUCCUGCUUUUGUGCUCUGAAUUUUACUGCUGUUUAAGAUCAGCAACUAAAAUUGUGCAAACUCUCAUCUUUGUUGUCCUGCAUUGCACUCGUAAACAGAACACACUGUACGGUAACAGUUCCACUUUAAAGCAAAAGAUUGACAUCUUUUGGAAAUUAAAAUUGUUUGCUUUCUUUCUGGAAGUUGGAAGACACCAAGCUCAUAUCUGUCUGUUCAACAUAAGGCCUGCAGCUCCUUAGCUUAGCAUACAGACUGGAAACCAGGGGAAACAGCUUGCCUGGCUCUGUCCAAUAGUAAUUAAUGCUGACAACCAGCACCUCUUAAGCUCAUUAAUUAUGCCACAUCUUGGUUGUUUAAUCUGCACAGAAAAAAGGUGAAAAUGUUAAAAUGACAAAUCCUUUAACUCCAUUUGUACACUUUGAUUUUGGUAUGGGUGAAAGUGGAAGUUGACACGUUUUUUGCUUUAGGUUGUAAUGAGGUGUUAAUUAUACAUUGCAGUGACGACAGAAUAACGAUAUCAUAAGUGUUAAGACUAUAGCCUUGCUUUUACUAUGCAAUUCUCUCUGCCACUGGUUACUGUCUUUGGGGAAAAUGAAUGUUCGAUUCACGACACAAAGGAGGUGCGUCAACCAUUGUGUCAGGAAAAAAACAAACUACAAAGAGGAUAGCGCUUUUGUUUUCAGUGAUCGCUAUCGGUGGCUAUCUCGAUUGAAUUGCUCAGUGGUGCAUGAAGCUAAAUAAUAACACAAAAUCUAUUUAAUCAUGCGGCCCUUCUGUGUUAUUGACCUGAUGACGAACGAGUCAGUUUGCGGGGUUGCGACAUGCCAAAAAAUGUAUCCACUGAUUAACAGACGUCUCUUUCACACUGUAAGUCUAUGGGGAAAAGUCUUUUUUGGCCCAGUGGCAUCAAAUGACGGAGUGGGAAGUGCCACUAUGUUCCUAAAUUGCUAUCUCCAGUCACCAAAGAGUAUCAGUGUGAGGUAUUUGCUGUUACUUUCCCCAGUUAACAAAAUUGGUGGACAAAAAGGAAAUGCAGUGUACCCUGUGUUGUUUGUAGUUGCUAGGCUCUAAGGACAACAGAGAGCUUUUUGCAACGGAUGCACCAGCAAUCAAACCACUGGCGGGGGAGGGUUAAAAAGUUUUCUGUUUCCACUGAAAACAAACACGAAUAAAUGACCUAAUUAGGAACUCUGGAGGAGCCGCCAGGCAAAUUUUGUUACUUUCAGCCCACUUUAACAAUGCAUCAGCUAAGUCUCGGGGGGGCGAGGGCUAAGAUUUUGUGCUGAUCUGUUUUAGCCACAAAUGGCCAAGACUUCCUCUACUGUGCUAAAGUCAUUUUAGCUAAUCUCUGUAAACUGCAUAUGAAUGCAGUUACAUAAAUAUAAUAUAUCAUUGUCAGACUAAAGCUGAUUAGUUUCGUGUUUGCAUUUAGGCCACUGUGAUAUGUUACAUCGCCCCACCAUGAUUGGUCAAAAGUCCUUGGACUAUGAAUAGAAACUUCCAAAAUUAGAAUCUGCACACAUAUGCAGAAUCUGUUCAUAAAGUUUAGCCAGAGCCAAGCUAGCAGUCGCAGUUUUUUAUGCUAAGCUAAACUAACUGGCUGCAGCUGAUCUCAUCUAAUUCAGAAAGCAAGUAAGCGUAUUUCCCAAAAAUGUCGAACUAUUCCUGAAACUCUUGAGCACUUGUGAAAACUGACACAAUUAGUCUUUGAAAAACACUUAAUCCUUUGUAAAUGUGAGCAGGUUCAGCGUUUGACGAUAUUCUACACAUGUUCAUGUUUCAUCGUAUGUAAAAGCAUUUGUUCACUCUUCACAUGUUGCAGUUUACGCUCACUGAACCCACACUACUGAGUCUUUGUCGAAUUCCCAUGCUGCUAAGUCGUGUGCUCACCUUCUUCAACCCUAUAAGAGGGCUUCUCGUCAUGGACUCCGGGUGAGGUCCGCUCAGCACCGAGCAAUGUGUAUGUAUAUAUAUGUAAUGGUAUCUUUUUUGUUUCUGGAGAGGAGAGGCCUUCAGACUCUGCCUGUGUUGUGACCGACGUCUGUCUCCCAGUUCUGAUCCUUGUGGGGCCUUCCUGGAGACGCUCGUGGUCUCCCUGAUGUUACUGACGUGUCUGUCGCGAUUGUGUGCUGUCACUUUUGAAUGUUUGGUGAAACAGCAGUUGUAAGCAUUAUUCAAGUACAUAUCUAAUGUAUGUAAACCAUGUAUUUAAGAGAAGAAAUCUGACUGAAUGUUAGUUUCGUGGGACCACAGAUCUCAGCGCAGUCUCACACGAGAGCCAAGAGGACCAGAAUUGGCGUUAAGACUAACGAGCUUUAAAGCUUAGGACGGAGCUUUUCCUCCAAUGAGGAGGCAGAUUGUGUUUAGUGGCCUACGGUUAGUUUUUUUCUCUAUGUUUUGUUUGUUAUGCUGUCCCUGUUUCACAUAUCCUGGGCGUUCCCACACUGCAGUUUUAGCAGCCAUUCCCAAGUGGCGGACUCUGUAGCGAUUCUAAUGUCAGAUGCCUUGGUGAGAAUA
Molecule: messenger RNA, 8336 nt
Organism: Plectropomus leopardus (leopard coralgrouper)
Lineage: Eukaryota; Metazoa; Chordata; Actinopteri; Perciformes; Serranidae
Gene: kif21a
Product: kinesin family member 21A
Biological process (GO): mitotic spindle organization; spindle elongation; microtubule-based movement
Cellular component (GO): microtubule associated complex
Molecular function (GO): ATP binding; microtubule binding; microtubule motor activity
Source: RefSeq, a predicted model, not a curated record